Molecule: messenger RNA, 3038 nt
Organism: Anarrhichthys ocellatus (wolf-eel)
Lineage: Eukaryota; Metazoa; Chordata; Actinopteri; Perciformes; Anarhichadidae
Gene: kdf1b
Product: keratinocyte differentiation factor 1b
Exons: 4
Coding region: 303-1406 (367 amino acids)
Biological process (GO): keratinocyte development; regulation of epidermal cell division
Cellular component (GO): cell junction
Source: RefSeq, a predicted model, not a curated record
GAUGACAAGUCGCCAUGGAAGUGAAAACAAUGUAUAAUGUUACAUGAAAGUGGCUAAACGUGUGUUCAAUCUGUAACGUGUAAUUAAUGGUAAAUGAGUGUAAAACUAACGUGGGAAAAAGCCGCUACAUAUUAUUUUCAUUUUAGUUGUUUGUUUAUUAGCUUUCGGCUAAUAACUACAUGGUAUCGCUGCUGUAAACAUUCGUUCAACAGAUGCAUGGUUACUCUAAUAAGUGUUUUAACAUAGGUUUGCUGCAAUCGUGGCUGUCUUCAAGCAAGCAAAGAUUCUGGGGGCAGUAAGUCAUGUCCGUUGGCAGUUUGAGGCACAGCUCGGGGCCCGGCAGCUACAGGCAUGGAACCAGCCGGAGCAGCAGCCAGAGGUCGUCCUACGAGGAGCGCUGUGUCGACCCAGUGGAAGACAGGCUUCCCAACCCGGAGCCAAAGUUAGCCCACAAAGCUCACCUGAAGGAUGCUAACAGAAAGGAGUCUGAGACCAUUGGCUUCAUUCCUGGCUCAGCUGACCCGUCCUCUGCGACACAAACGUGCAAUCCUUGCUCUCCUCAGAGGAGCUGUAGGAGCUUUGUGUGCAGCGUGCUCACCUGCGGAUUGUACCGGGUCUGCCAGCGUUCCGUCUUCGCUCCGUGCCUGGCGCCGAACGAGAGCUCCCCAGACGAACCGGAGAAGGUGAGCCUCCGAUCUGUGAACCCGGAAGGCGACAAAGAGGAGGACGGCACAGACUGGCUAGGCGACGUCCGCAUCGCUGGAGUCAAAGUCGACACUACGAGAGAGUACUUGGAUGUUGUAACUAAAUCUCCAUCGUAUGUGCCUCCGCCCGGUGGUCAAACACAGCCCAGCCACCCGUCUCUGCAUGAGUCCAUGAGGUUCGACGGCUGGGAAGAUGGCGAGGAGGACGUGGACUCCCUGAUUGCAAAGAAGCUGCUGGAGCUCUACUCUGAGUAUCAGAUCGAAGAGUUGGCCAGGUGCACCACGGACUCUGUGUUCCUGAAGAAGAGCAAGGCCAUCAACCAGCUCAUCAACUCGCUGGCCGAGGAGCACAAUAUGGGCGAGCAGGAGGCGGAGUGUCGGCUGGUGCGCGGCAUCAUUCGCAUCAGCACUCGGAAGAGCAGCAAGAGGAGGCCACACGUCUCCCGGGUGGAGAGGACGCUGUCGGACAGCGGGAACGAGACGAUGAGGGAGAGCGAUUCCUUCUCCUUCAGCAACAACAAUGAUUACAAAUCAAAUCCAAACAUCCAAAUAUCUGAACUGACUUCCUCUGACAAGUGUGCCAGAGAGAUGUGGAGGACCAAUGGAGGUCAUACUUCCAGAUCUCCAUCAGCCUACUCGCCUUCUCACACAGGGACUAAUUCUUCCGGUGUGCCACUCAUUCGCACCUCUGUGAGAACAUGAUUCCUGCUCAACAAUGAGCCGUCUAUGCUUGAAUUAUUCUGUCCCGCUGUGUCCACAGGUUCUCACGUGGGACGUUGAAAGGCGACGCUAUACCUGCACGGGAGUCUCUGGCUGAGCCAAGCUCUCUUGUAGGGGCUUUGCUGUGGGGAGGAGAAAAUGUGAAUAUUCACAUUGUCUGAAGGAAUUCAGUGAACUCAGGGCUGUCUGUGUGUAGGAUGAAUAUCAUGUGCAUGUUUGAAGGAUUGCUUGAUUGAGAGCGUGUCCUGCAGCAGCUCUUUGUGGCUCUUGUUGUAUCCCGUUUGUCCUUGAAGGAGACGCAUUUUGGCUGUUCAGAUUAUUCUGCUGUUGUUAAGCAAAGGAUUUAAUUCUGUAAGUUAUAUAUAUAUAUAUAUUAUUUUUUGCACAUUUCAUCAUCUUGUAAUUAUCUUAAUUUUAAACUAAUUUGUGUGAUUUUUUUUUUUUUUUUUUUUUUUUAAACUAUUCAAUGCUUUUAAUCUAGUGGUUGUGUAUCUCAUAUUUACAGUGAUUCCAGAUGAAUGAUCAGAAAUUAUGUUCUGGGAGUUUUCAUAAUUUGCCAUAUUUCAUAUUGAUGUAAGAAGGUAUUGUGUGGCAAACAGUGUGCAUGAAGACAAUGUUCAACAUUAUGGCUUAAAUCUUCUCAUUCUAAUAUUGGGUGGAGUUUUUGUAGUGUGCCUCGUUGUACAGUAGUAAUAAGAAUGGAAAAGGAACACUUUUUUGGGGGGAAAUGAGCUUCUUUGCUAAGAGAGAGUUACAAGCUACAGCUUAGCUUGAAACAAGGGGAAACAGCUAGCCUGAAGGUAACAGAAAUACAGCAGAAGUAUAAAACCGUCAAGAUGUGUUUUUUUCUUAUGCAGCAGACUAUUCCUUGGAUACAAUUUGACAUUAUUACAGUUUUGCGUUCUGUAUAUAUUAGAGAUUAUACACAACACGUUAAUGAAUUGCCUUCAAAGGCGCUGACAGGAGUAUUUUGUCAUCUUUGGACUGAGCCGGGCUAGCUGUUUUCCACGGUUUCAGUCUUAAUGCUAAGCUAAGCUAACCGGCUAGGCGGUGGCUUCAUAUUCACCGUAGAGAUAUGAAAGUGGUAUCCUCUUGCCAAGAAAAUAAUAUUAGUUUUUUCCCCAGAAUAUAGAUUGUGAAAAUGUUUCUUUCUGUUGUGAGGUUUAUGACGUUCGUAGAGUGUGGAGCCUGUUUGUCUUUCUUCAACGCAGAUUAUUAUUAUUAGUGUAAUAACAUGAACUCGGUGUUAACUGCAGCUAGUCUAAUAUCAUGUUGACCUAUAAUGACAUCGUUCUGACUCAAGGGGCGCGUGUCUGCUUUUACUACCGCAGCCAUGCCUGCUGUGUUUGCUCCUGGGUUCUGAUGGGAAUUUGGCCAGCUGACUCAGUGGAAUGCUUCUUAUCAGCAUUAAGCUUAUGGACUCCUUUUGUAAUACCUUCAGUUAUCACACAUGGGCAUUUUGUUUUCAUUCGCACACUAGAUUUUCUCAGAAGGUUUCCUCUCACCAAGGUGUUGCACUUUGUGUUUUCUGCCAUUGAUGUGUUGGCAGGUUCUUAUAUUGACACUAACUCGUCUUUUAACUGAUUUCUUGUUGUAAAAACAAUAAAGCAAAUG